AUGUCCUGCUCCAACCUGUGUGUCUCUCCCUGUGGGGUGGCCGCCCCGGCCCCGCUGGCUGACACUGCCAACGAGCCCUGUGUGCGGCAGUGCCCCGACUCCACGGUGGUGAUCCAGCCCCCGGCCUCGGUGGUCACCUUCCCCGGGCCCAUCCUCAGCUCCUUCCCGCAGUUCAGCGUUGUUGGCUCGGCAGGAGCGCCCGGCGUGGCAGGGGGCUACGGCGGCACUUUUGGAGGCCGUGGUGGUUUUGGAGGCUUUGGGGGUUAUGGGGCUUAUGGAGGCCUUGGUGGCUAUGGAGGCCUUGGUGGCUAUGGAGGCUAUGGAGGCUAUGGAGGCUAUGGAGGCUAUGGUCUUUAUGGGGGCUACGGAGGCUACGGGAGCUGCGGAUAUGGCGGCUGGCGCCGAGGCCACAGGUACCUCAGUGGCAGCUGCGGGCCCUGCUAA
This is a messenger RNA of Phalacrocorax carbo (great cormorant), 444 nucleotides long. Lineage: Eukaryota; Metazoa; Chordata; Aves; Suliformes; Phalacrocoracidae. The record is from RefSeq and is a predicted model, not a curated record.